Marchantia polymorpha subsp. ruderalis is the source of this 2078-nucleotide messenger RNA. The record is from the annotation of a GenBank genome assembly. NCBI's taxonomy places the organism in Eukaryota, Viridiplantae, Streptophyta, Marchantiopsida, Marchantiales, Marchantiaceae.
GGGGCGGGGGAGGGGAGGGAGGGAGGGAUCCUCCGGUCCAGGCCCACACGAAGGUCCGAUACGCUCAGAUCAGCUAGAACUGCUUCCGGGAGUUACAAAUCAUGUGAUGAGCGUCGGGAGCAUCUGGAGCAUCUAGUGCCCCGGUGGUGGGCCCAUGAAUCUAUUCCCGAGUGAUGAGAGUCCUCCAUAAAGGCCUAUGGAUUUCUUCAGUGUAGGUGACUUUUUUGGGGUCCCGGGGAAGCGAGGUAUGUUGUGAGAAUACCCGUCCGCCCGGGACCUGACUGUCACACGAGUAAGCCCAACAACUUCUUUCAGAACUACUUCUACCUCUUCUCGAGCUCAUCCCAAGCGAAGACUGUUUCUUCCCACUGGACCUCAGUGGAUGAUGCGAAGGGAGAGCCGGGCAGGGAAGGAGGGAGCAACGCCUUGAAUGAAUGUGGAGACAGGUCUGGUGGGAAAAUCUGUCGAGGGGAGAACUUGAGUCGGUGCUCUCGUUCAGGGGAUAGACUGUAGUUGUAGCAGGUUAGGUUCGGACGGGGAGAUGGUGAAUAGCUUUAACGGUUCGAAGAAGGACAUGCAGCGGGAGCUGAACUCCAUGGCGUCAGCUGAAUCUGUUGAUCCGUAUUGGGGAAGACCGGUAGAGGGCUUGGAUGAACAACCGCUUUCAUUAAGAGAAACCAUGGCUGAUGAAACUGAUACAAGAAAUGACGAGGUUAUACCCGAUAUGAAAUUGGGUCAGCUAUUUAAGCACCAUUUGAAAGAUUGGCUGGUUAUCGUACUUCUGAUCAUUCUCGAUGUCGUUUUGAACAUCAUUCAUCCCUUCAAUAGAUACGUUGGAUCCAUGAACAUUGACUCGGUCAGGUUUCCACACAAAAAGAACACUGUUCCUGUUUGGAGUGUGCCGAUCUACGCAGUUCUGCUUCCCAUCCUCAUAUUCAUAGGUUAUUUCUUCAAGAGGAGGGACGUUAGGGACUUACAUCAUGCUAUACUUGGAAUAUUAACUGCGGCCUUGAUAACAGCCGUCCUUACCGAUUCUAUCAAGGAUGGGGUUGGGCGUCCACGGCCUGACUUUUUCUGGAGGUGUUUUCCUGAUGGCUUUGAGAAUUAUGACAUGAUAACUCGUGAAGUGAUAUGCUCCGGUGACCCUGCCGUCAUCCGAGAAGGAUACAAGAGUUUCCCCAGUGGCCACACUUCAUGGUCUUUCGCUGGCCUUGGCUAUCUAUCUUUCUAUCUAGCAGGGAAGCUUGUCAUAUUUGACAGGAGGGGAUUCACAUGGAGACUUUCACUGGUGGUUUUGCCCCUCUUGGCUGCUGCCUUGGUUGCCGUCUCCCGCGUUGAUGACUACUGGCACCAUUGGCAGGAUGUCACAGCCGGUGGACUCUUAGGAUUCUUUGUGGCAUAUUUCUGUUACAAGCAACAUUUCCCAGAUUUCAGUGAUGAGAAGGCGGGUUACCCAUACCCAUAUAUACCUCUUGUAAGUGUACCUCUGGCAUCUCACGCCAGUCAACAUGGCAGUCAGCACCCCAUUCAUAACACUCGUCCAAGAGUAAAUGGUGGAUCAUAUGAUUUGGAGAACGGACGAAUGUAGUCUCAACUCCGUAGAUCUUUUUCAUCCAGUACGGUAUUGGUGGCUAGUUAAUUUUGCUUUCAAUGAAACUAGUGUCAUCCACUUUUCUCGCCCUUUUUUACUAUUUACUCUCGAUGCUAUACGACUCAUCAUAAAUAUCAUCCUCCGACGACGUUGAAAAGUUUGAUACAAUUUUGCUUGUAGUUGUAGACUCGUGUAAAUAGUGCUCUCAUAUACCUGUCAGAUUUAUAUUUGUACAGGUGAUUAUUGGAUCUCAAUAGUGAAAAUUUCGAUAUCAUUUAAUUAGCUCAGCCGAAUUCAUUGGGCCUGACAUACUGGAAUGUCUUAGAGCAAUUGACGCUUUAAAUACAUUCCAAUCUGUCGGGAGCGAUAUCCAGUGAUAAAUGUUCCUCUCUGUCGUUGUGGACGCUUUAUAUUUCUCAGUGAAACUUUGCAGGCAACCAUCUUUUGGUGCAUUUAAUCAUGACAAUUGCUGCAUGUCUCCGUAGAG